This is a messenger RNA of Lobosporangium transversale, 876 nucleotides long. RefSeq lists its product as hypothetical. The coding region runs from base 1 to 876 and encodes 291 amino acids. The transcript has 3 exons. Lineage: Eukaryota; Fungi; Mortierellomycota; Mortierellomycetes; Mortierellales; Mortierellaceae. The record is from RefSeq and is a predicted model, not a curated record.
AUGACUCCUGUUUCACCCAUGAUACAUUCAUCCAGCUCUGGCUUCUUUUGCGACGGCAGCAGUACUAUGGAUACGAGCUACCUUCAGCAUCAGCAUCAGCAGAUGCAACAAAUGCAUAACGCUUUGGAUAUGAACGCUCAUCAGAUCAGUAUGACUUUGGAUCUUUCAGAGAUGACUCUAGGAAAUAGUCAUGUUGCCAGCAAUUUCAGUGAAUUGUCUGGGCUAGGUCAGUUCCAAUCAAGUCUAUCAUCUUCAGCAGUACUUGCUCGACCCCCAUCAUCAUGGCCAAGAUGGACCUGCCUGGUUUACAUUCCUAUGACCCAAUAUACUCGCCCCUUUUGGAUCAACACUUACCAAACUCAGCAGCAGUAUCAGCAGCACCCUUUCCAGAACAAUGAUUAUACCACUACCUCUUAUGAUCAGCAACAGCAGCUUCAAUCGACUUAUUCUGCUGCAAUGUCGUUGACAUCCAUGCCAUUAAUGCAGCAGCAGCAAAUGUUUUAUGAGCAACAGUUACAACAGCAGCGACAACAACAACAACAACAACAACAACAACAACAACAGCAACAGCAGCAACAACAUGAUCAACAGUUGAGUGUGUCUACGUCGUUCCCGACCCUGUCAGGAUCUGAAUCAACGACUUCGUUAUCAUCGCCUCCUCCUUCAGCAGUGUCCUCGCUGAAUUGUUCCGUUUCAACUCCAACGACGGUGAUGUCUCCAGUAGCGUCAGUGCUUGCCUCCACAGGAGGAACUCUUCAUUCGACGAGUAGUAACCAUAAUAGCUUUAAUGUUGCUACUGGUCAUCUGCACUCUUCACACGCAUUAUCGAGUCUAUUGGACCAUGAGCACACAAAAGGGUCAUCACCAUCAUCAUAA